AUGCAGCUACGAUCAGCUGCUCCGGCCCUACGGGGGGCGCGGUUCGCCCGGCCGAUGUCACGGCCUGCCUGUUCAGAGUGCCUACGGGCCGUGUCGCCCCAGCUGAGGAUACGACAGUCCAAGGCGCUCUAUCACUCGUCCAACAAGAGGUCCUCCGCAUGGGCAGCCGCCGUGUCAGUGGCUGGGAAUGUGGUCAACAACGCCAUUUCGCGGGCGAAGAAGACGGACCUCGGCAUCGACCCAUUGCGCAUCGUGGCCAAGGAGAUGAAGUUUCUGACGGGCAACAUCCGGAAGCUGCUUGGCUCAGGCCAUCCCUCGCUCGACAGGGCCGCCAAAUACUAUACCCAGGCGGAGGGCAAGCACGUCAGGCCGCUGAUCGUGCUCCUCAUGUCCAGGGCCACCCACCUGUGCCCCAAGGCCCCGAGCCAGCUGCCUGCCCAGACCUCGACAGGCAUCGACACCUCGAUAUCCCCUCUCAAUAUUCUCUCCGACGCCAAUCCUUCAUCAAACAUCGCCGGCUUUGUCCCUCAACCCGAAUCGGACACGACGGCCGAUCUCGACAUCCUCCCAUCCCAGAGGCGGCUAGCUGAGAUCACCGAGCUCAUCCACACCGCUUCGCUCCUCCACGACGAUGUCAUCGACCAUUCUGUCUCGCGCCGCGGCUCACCCUCCGCCAACCUCGAAUUCGGCAACAAGAUGGCCGUGCUAGCUGGCGACUUCCUCCUUGGUCGCGCUUCCGUUGCGCUGGCCAGGCUCAGGAAUGCCGAGGUGGUCGAGCUGCUCGCCACGGUCAUUGCCAACCUGGUCGAAGGAGAGUUCAUGCAGCUGAAGAACACAGAGCGCGACGAGUCAAAUCCAGUGUGGUCAGAAGAGACCCUGACGUACUAUCUGCAAAAGACGUAUCUCAAGACCGCCUCGCUCAUCAGCAAGAGCUGCAGAGCAGCGGCGCUGCUAGGCAACACGGAUCCCGCCACCGUCGAGGCUGCCUACGCUUAUGGGAAGAACCUGGGUCUCGCCUUCCAGCUUGUUGACGAUAUGCUCGACUACACGAGGACGGAGAAGGAGAUGGGCAAGCCUGUUGGAGCAGACCUCGAGCUUGGUCUUGCGACUGCGCCAUUGCUGUUUGCUUGGAAGAACAACCCCGAGCUCGGUGCGCUUGUAGGAAGGAAGUUCGAAAGGGAGGGUGACGUGCAGAGGGCCCGGGACCUCGUGCUCCAGAGCGAUGGUAUCGAACAAACACGGGCACUGGCCCAGGACUACUCGGACCAAGCCAUUGCGGCCAUAAGUGCCUUCCCCGACAGCGAUGCGAAGGACGGCUUGAUUGAGAUGGCAGUCAAGACCAUCCAGAGGCGGAAGUAA
This is a messenger RNA of Thyridium curvatum, 1359 nucleotides long. RefSeq lists its product as uncharacterized. Gene Ontology annotation, biological process: isoprenoid biosynthetic process; ubiquinone biosynthetic process. Gene Ontology annotation, cellular component: transferase complex. The coding region runs from base 1 to 1359 and encodes 452 amino acids. The record is from RefSeq and is a predicted model, not a curated record. Gene Ontology annotation, molecular function: prenyltransferase activity. The transcript is spliced from 2 exons. NCBI's taxonomy places the organism in Eukaryota, Fungi, Ascomycota, Sordariomycetes, Thyridiales, Thyridiaceae.